Molecule: messenger RNA, 1101 nt
Organism: Didymosphaeria variabile
Lineage: Eukaryota; Fungi; Ascomycota; Dothideomycetes; Pleosporales; Didymosphaeriaceae
Exons: 3
Coding region: 1-1101 (366 amino acids)
Molecular function (GO): catalytic activity
Source: RefSeq, a predicted model, not a curated record
AUGGCGUGGAUGCGAGGUCUCCGAUCUCUGCUGACUAUGUUCGCCGUUGUCUCCUCGGCAAAUGCACUGAAGAACGUGGCAACCGUGAAGACCCUCGCCGUUGCCGGCGGCCAUACGUACUCGUACACCAUCGCACCCGCAAGCUAUGGACGUGGAACAUACCUCCUGCUCCAUGGCUUCCCAAGUUCUUCAUACGACUGGCGCCACACUGUCAAGGAUCUGACAGCUGACGGUUUCGGUGUCAUUGCGCCAGAUCUUCUAGGCUAUGGUGCCACUUCGAAGCCUACUGCAGUAGAGGAAUAUGCCCAAGAGAAGAUCAGCGGUCAUGUUACGGAAAUUCUACAGCAUGAGGGUAUCGCGAACGUCGUCGGCGUCGGGCAUGACUGGUAUGUUACCGCCACAAGACUAAGCAGAGAUUAUCUAACGCAAAGAAGGGGAUCGGGUCUUCUAAGUACGAUGUGGUACUGUCACCCGGAGUUGUUCAAGAGUUUGGCUUUCUUGGCGACACCGUACUCACCCGUAGGACCUAAUCCGAUCAACUUGACCGCCAUCAACACAAAAACCCAAGCGGCUUUCGGGUACCCUGUCUAUGGGUAUUGGAACUUCUUCAAUGAGAGUGAUGCAGCGAGCGUCAUUGAGAAGCAUCACGAAUCCUUCACUUCUCUACUAUAUCCGCACAACGCUUCAACCUGGAAGACGGAUGUCUGCCCAAUCGGUAGCUUGAAGGCAUGGCUUGAAGCUGAUAAGCAAUCAUCUAAGCCUGGUUAUAUUACGGAGCAGGAGUGGAAAAUCCACGAUAGGAUCAUGUUGGGGGGAGGAUACACUGGUCCGUUGAAUUGGUACAAGGCUGCCAUGGCCGGACUGAAUAGAUCUCCCACCUUGGAAACUGCCCGUCAGUCCAUCAACAAGCACGUCGUCUUCAUCUCUGGGGCGGCUGAUGCUGUUGGCCGACCUGAGCUUGCCCAACAGACGGCUGAUGAAGGCCGCAAAUCUGGUCUGCUCCCAGAUGUCGAGACUUUUGUGGUGCCUGACGCGGGUCAUUGGGUGCAGGUUGAACAGAGCUCGCGUGUACUUACCGUACUGAAGAGCUUGGACAGCUGA